Messenger RNA from Vicia faba (fava bean), 705 nucleotides. The record is from the annotation of a GenBank genome assembly. Lineage: Eukaryota; Viridiplantae; Streptophyta; Magnoliopsida; Fabales; Fabaceae.
AUGAAAACUUUCACAUUACAAUUAUCCAUUUCUAAUAUGGUACCAGAGCCUGGUUCAGAUCUAAACCACAGUUCUCCUUCAUCUUCCUCAGUGGCUUCUCUCUCCUCCUUCCAUUUCUUCACACUACAUCAACAAUCAUCAAUGGCAGACUCUGGUGAUAAAGACACCAAAGGAGAAGGAACUACUUCUGGAACUCAAGCAACAACAAUGAUAUCUACUGCAACUCAGCCAUCUGCAUUCACUCAAAAGGGCAAGUGUCAAGUUCAUGUAGGAAAUGGUCAAAGCUUACAUAUUAAAACAAUUGGGGUUCUAAGGAAGUACUUCUUGAAUAGUUUCUUGAAUCUAAUGGACUCUAUUACUUCCCUAAUCUCACAAUGUUCAAAGCUAGAUAGUCCUGCUAUAAGUACACUACAAAUAUUGCCUCAAUCAUCCUCUAACCUACUCCCUACCCCACCUGAUAGUGGCAACACAUUAUCUACUAUGUCUCUAUCAAACUCUCAAGUUGUACCCUCUAUUCGUGAACCUUUGUCACCACAACCACAAAACUUAGGGAACACUAAUGACCAGUAUACCCCCUCAAUAUCUCCACCACCCGACUUUGCUAAUACAUCUGAAAACUACUAUGACAACCUACCUAUUACAACUAUUGAUACAUCCCUAUCUAAUUUUAUACAUAGUUUGCACCCAAGCAAUCCUCCUCCGUAA